This is a messenger RNA of Medioppia subpectinata, 1577 nucleotides long. The record is from the annotation of a GenBank genome assembly. Lineage: Eukaryota; Metazoa; Arthropoda; Arachnida; Sarcoptiformes; Oppiidae.
CGUUGUGUUUAUGAAAAGAGUGUGAAAUCGUAUCAAUUGUUUGAAUUGUUUGUGAUUUGAAUUGAAAUCAAGCAAUAGUUGCGUUCAUUCAGUGAUUCAGUGAUCAAAUGGCGGAUGUGUUGGACAUUCUUGAGUUCGAGCGCGAGAACGGCUCCAGUGAUGUGUUGAAUGACAACAAGAAGCCGAAGAGGAAGAGAGUAUCGGAUCUGACGUUCAAACGUCCCGAAGGAAUGCACAGAGAAUUAUACGCCUUAUUAUAUGCCGACAAUAAAGACAAUCCAUCGCUGAUUCCCACAGAUAUAGGCUUUCAGAACAAAUCAAUGAUUGGAUACAAACAAAUUAAGGCUAAACUCGGCCUCAAGAGAGUGCGGCCAUGGAUUUGGACACCAUUUAGUCCGAAGGAGAAGAUUGAGUUAAACCAUUGGCGACGAGAAGUGGACAAAAACAAAGAGUAUCCCUUCGCUCGACUCAAUACUGUAAUUGAAAUGCCAUCUUAUAGUGAUUCAGAAUAUCAACAAUUAUUGUCAUGUGAUUUGUGGACCAAAUCAGAAACAGACCAUCUCUUUGAUUUGUGCCGAAGGUUUGACCAGAGAUUUGUCAUAAUUCAUGAUCGAUGGGACACAAAGACAUUCACCGCUCGAUCCAUGGAAGACCUUAAAGACCGUUAUUAUAAUGUGUGCAACAUUUUGGCUAAAGUACGGGCCCUUCCGGGACAGGAGCCCAAAGUGAAGGUGUUUGACGCCGAACACGAGCGCAGACGCAAAGAACAGUUAAUCAAACUCUACAACAGAACCCCUGAAGAAGUAGAAGAAGAACAGCAACUGUUGAAUGAGUUGAGGAAAAUUGAAAUGAGGAAAAAGGAAAGGGAGAAGAAAACACAAGACUUACAGAAACUGAUUACUGCGGCCGACACUUCAGUCGAGGCCCGCAAAGUGGACGCACAGGUGAGGACUGGCAAUAGGCCGGGCAGGAAGAAGGCCACACACUUGCAGAGAAGUGGUCGCGAAUCUAUUACUACCACUUCCGCCGCACCCAAUAUAGAGAGCGCGGGAAUUAAAUUUCCCGAAAUUAAGGCUUCGGGCGCUAGUCUUCGCAGUCAACGCAUGAAACUUCCCGCAGCUGUCGGUCAGAAAAAGACUAAAGCAAUCGAACAACUUCUCAAUGAACUUAGCAUUGAUUUACAUCCGAUGCCAACCGAAGACAUUUGUCAACACUUCAACGAACUCAGGAGUGAUAUGGUGUUACUCUAUGAGCUUAAGAUGGCUUUAGCCAACUGUGAGUAUGAGUUGCAAUCACUGAAACAUCAAUACGAGGCCUCACAACCGGGCAAAACUCUCGAUAUCCCCACUACUCUAUUGCCUGCCACUCCUCUCGAAGCCAAUACCGAUGGCUCUCCUAAAAAGAUCUCUGAAGUGAUAGAUCUGGGAACAGGACCCGGAACUCCAAACCGUAAGCGAAGAGCGGCCAUAGAACAGGUGAACCUUAUGAAGAAAUUAAAGAAAAACUAAGCAUCGCUUUGAUGUAAAUCAUUUAAUUUUGUGAUCAAUAAACUGUCAUUUGUGUUGCAUUAUCUCAAA